AUGGCGCAACUACCAACACAACCGUUAGAGACAGAUUGGGAGUCUGAUACCCAAGAAAUAAGAUUAAAGUUCGAUGAAGAUUGGAACCAUGUGUCCCAAGGCGUUAACUCUUCAUUAAAAAAUCUUAAAAAAAUACAUGAAGACUGGAAACGCAAUUCCCAAGCCAUGAAGUCUUCAGUGGAAUUUCUUGAGAAGUUGCUGUCACCUCAUGAAGAAGACGAUGACCUUCUUAUCUCCAAUUUUAUUCAACAAAAUGAUCAAAUCAACCAGAUCUCUCCCCUACUUCAAACUGCAAUACCUCAUGUGUUUGAAGUGGCAACAAAGCUUUCAAACACAGUGGACAAUCCCUCUGACAAACCAGCGGAAGGAGUCUCCGAUUGUUUCGAAGUUAUUAUGAAAGCGCUUGUUUGUAUGACAGAAGUUUCAAGAAUCAUAGGUCUUAAGACCGAUUUAGAUAUUAAUCCACUGGUACUCCGUCUUAUCAUAAAAGAAAGGAAAUCGACUAAUCAUGAUUUGCGGUCUGCUGAAGAUGAAAAUAAGGAAAUUCAUGCACAAAAAGAAUAA
Trichoderma asperellum CBS 433.97 is the source of this 564-nucleotide messenger RNA. The record is from RefSeq and is a predicted model, not a curated record. Lineage: Eukaryota; Fungi; Ascomycota; Sordariomycetes; Hypocreales; Hypocreaceae.